This is a messenger RNA of Zingiber officinale, 812 nucleotides long. RefSeq names its product putative vesicle-associated membrane protein 726. Gene Ontology annotation, cellular component: membrane. The record is from RefSeq and is a predicted model, not a curated record. Lineage: Eukaryota; Viridiplantae; Streptophyta; Magnoliopsida; Zingiberales; Zingiberaceae. Gene Ontology annotation, biological process: vesicle-mediated transport. Bases 153 to 812 code for a protein of 219 amino acids. The transcript has 5 exons.
GUGGAGAACAAAAAUGAAGCGGAAAAACCGCCUCUUCUUCUCCUCUCCAGAUUCCACAGACUUGAACCAUUCGCCAUUGCUCAUCCUCCUCCUUCCUCCUUUGGACCUUCAGCGCCACUUGGGUUAGAGUUACCUCUUCCCCGACAGGGAAGAUGGGGCAGCAAACGCUGAUCUACAGCUUCGUCGCUCGAGGGACCAUCAUUUUGGCUGAGUACACCGCCUUCCCCGGAAACUUCACCACCGUCGCAGCCCAAUGCCUCCAGAAGCUCCCUUCCUCCAACAACAGGUUCAAUUACAACUGCGACGGCCACACCUUCAAUUACCUCGUUGAGAACGGUUUCACAUAUUGCGUUGUCGCCAAUGAAUCGGCAGGCAGGCAAACUCCCAUUGCCUUUCUCGAGAGGGUUAAGGAGGACUUCGGUAAAAAAUAUGCAGCAAAAGCUGCGAAUGCUGCAGCCAAUAGCCUUAACGGACAAUAUAAGUCCAAGCUAAAAGAGCAUAUGCGAUACUGUGUGGAUCACCCUGAGGAGAUAGACAAGAUCGCCAAAGUCAAAGCUCAGGUUUCUGAAGUAAAAGGAGUAAUGAUGGAGAAUAUUGAGAAGGUUCUUGAACGUGGGGAGAAAAUUGAGUUGCUUGUCGAUAAAACUGACAAUCUUCGCUCUCAGGCACAAGAUUUCAGACAACAGGGAACAAAGAUGAGGAGAAAAAUGUGGAUAGAGAAUAUGAAGAUAAAGUUGGCUGUUUUUGGCAUCAUUAUUCUUUUGUUGCUCCUUAUCCUCAUAUCAAUUUGCCAUGGCUUCAGGUGCUUCUAA